AUGACUACCUUUAUCCCUUCUAUAACGCUUCCAGCGGCAGUUUUUGCGAAUCCCGCAUCAUCAAUACUCCUCCCGGUGAUCGCUGGAGCAGGUCUGGGAUACUCUAUGCGGCCUACAAGAGCCCAAGCUACCUAUAUGGCAUUAAAACAGCCACCAUAUCGACCACCUCCAUAUAUUUUUGGUCCGGUCUGGACUAUACUUUAUGGAUUAAUGGGGUAUGCAGCGCACAGGGUAUACCGAACAGGAAUGUCACCGCAAGCUAGCAUGGAGCAGUAUCUUCUGACGAAACAAGGCGCAACUUUAUAUACCAUCCAGCUCGGGCUUAAUUUAAUAUGGAUGCCGCUGUUUUUCCGGUUAAAGCGGCCAGUCGAAUCUUUGGUUGACAUUAUCGCCUUGACUGGGACUGUCGGGUACCUAACGUAUGUAUGGAGCCGAGUUGAGCCUGUUGCUAGUUGGUGCUUAGUACCAUAUUGUGCGUGGUUAGGGUUUGCAACUUAUCUCACUGCUGGAGUUGGGUAUUUGAAUGGGUGGGAUCUCACGGACAAGAAGGAAGCUACUGGAAGUCAAGGCAAACACAUAAAGUUCACUGAUGAAGAGGAUUAA
Messenger RNA from Blumeria graminis f. sp. triticale, 603 nucleotides. Lineage: Eukaryota; Fungi; Ascomycota; Leotiomycetes; Helotiales; Erysiphaceae. The record is from the annotation of a GenBank genome assembly.